CAGACGGGGCGCCGGCCCCAAUGGAUCACUAGCUCCAGUAUUCGGCUGCCGCUUGACAUCGGGAUGCACGACCCAAAGUACCGAGGAAGCCCCGACUCUCUCCGGCACAGUCGCGCAGUCCGCAGCCAGCGUUCAUCUUAGUCAUCCCGAUCCUGCUGUCGGAAGUAGAGUCGGGGUCUUCCAGUCGUCACAGUCAGGCAAGUACGCACACCGUCUGAGCCCUUCCCCUCCUGAUGCAUAUCCGGUUUCCAGUGCUACUCCUUCAAGCUGCUUGAGCCGACACAAUCCCGACGGCGACCUACGAGCUGCUGCACCGCCGCAGCCCACGGCAUGUUGGACAUCGGGAUGCACGACCCAAAGUACCGUGGAAGCCCCGACUCUCUCCGGUACAGUCGCGCAGUCCGCAGCCAGCGUUCAUCUUAGUCAUCCCGAUCCUGCUGCCGGAAGUAGAGUCGGGGUCUUCCAGUCGUCACAGUCAGGCAAGUACGCACACCGUCUGAGCCCUUCCCCUCCUGAUGCAUAUCCAGUUUCCAGUGCCACUCCCUUAAGGCGUCCGGGACGAGGCCAAAAGUCGCGAUUGCCGUGUAACGAGUCGCUGAACAUCUACUACCAGAACGUCGGUGGCAUGAACACACGAGCUCUGGAGUACUGUCUCGCAUGCUCCGCCGUCUCAUAUGAUGUUAUCGCAGUAACGGAGACCUGGUUAAAGGCCAGCACACUGUCCACUCAAGUUUUCGGGAACGGCUACGAGGUCUUCAGGGGUGAUCGCGAGCAGUUCGUCAACAGCCAGAAGAGAGAUGGCGGGGGCGUUGCUAUCGCGGUUCGUCACGGACUUCGAGCGCGAAUUGUUGUGUCCGAUGAAUGGAAGUGUGCCGAGCAAGUAUGGGUCGCCAUCGAUCUCGAUGACCAUACUGUCUUCAUCUGCGCUGCGUACAUCCCCCCCGAUCAAACCAGCAGUGCAAAUGUGUUUGAAAUCAACGCAGCUUCUGUUUUGGCCGUCUCUGCCAUGGCCCGCCCCUACGAUGAACUCAUCGUCCUCGGAGAUUUCAACCUGCCAGGAUUGAUCUGGCGUCCCAGCGGCGAUGGUUUUCUGUAUGCCGACUCUGCGCUUUCAACCCAGGCCGCGCACGUGACGGAGUUUCUGGACAGCUAUUCCAGCUCCUUGCUUCAACAGAUCAACUCUUUCCCGAACGAAAACAACGUGGUGUUGGACCUCUGCUUUGUCAGCUGCCCAGAUACCGCACCCCCGCUAGUCAUCGCUCCGGCACCGCUAGUUAAGGAUGUCCGGCAUCAUCCGCCGCUGCUGCUGUCCCUGCCGGUCCGUUUGGCCACCGAGCACACGCCAGUUGUUUGUGAAGUCCGCUAUGACUAUCGCAAUUUAGACGUUCCCAGCAUGUUAGAGCUCCUGCAAAGCAUUGAUUGGGAGAACACACUUGACAAGGAUAAUCUCGACGAGGCCGUACAGACCUUUACCAACAUUCUUAGCUACGCCAUCGACAGGCACGUACCUAAGAAACCUGUUACGAACGCUCGUGUUCCAUGGCAAACUAGCGAGCUUAGGAGAGUCAAAGCUGCAAAGAGGUCGGCACUGAAAAAUUCUCCAAACAUCGGACGUUACCUUUGCACAACUAUUACGUGCGACUCAACAGCUGCUACAAAAGGAUGA
Culex quinquefasciatus (southern house mosquito) is the source of this 1666-nucleotide messenger RNA. RefSeq lists its product as uncharacterized. Gene Ontology annotation, molecular function: catalytic activity. Lineage: Eukaryota; Metazoa; Arthropoda; Insecta; Diptera; Culicidae. The transcript is spliced from 2 exons. The record is from RefSeq and is a predicted model, not a curated record. The coding region runs from base 626 to 1666 and encodes 346 amino acids.